AUGCAAUCAUCUUCAAAACUCUGCUUUGUUUUGUGUUACCAAUUUUGCCAAGAUGAAACUCGAAAUACAAGCGGCAGGAUUUUCCAAGGAGGAAGCGGUAACUCAAGAAGCGGCCACUGCCAACCAGAUGCUGACUCCUACACUCAGAGACGGACGCUUCGUGUCUACAGAAGAGAGGAAGUGCAGCGGGAGGAAUUAUUAGACAACAUAAUGGUAGAUGGAUCUUGGGGGUUCCGUUCAAAGAUGGAGCCUCUACCACCAACCAUUUCUAAGGUAAAUGCUAUUACCAUUGGAUUAAACGACCGCUGGAAACUCGGAAUCAGGAGAGUGAAUGUAAAUUCUGACUGUGGCGUUGCUACAAACAUGAUCCAUGAGGGAAGAAGACGAAGGGGAGAUAAAUGGUUCAACUGCAAGACAUGCAGCUUCAACCUUCAGGUUAUGAGGAAUUCAAACCUGAUAUGACACAUUGCACGGAAUCAAGAAGUAUAGAAGUUACUAGUAGGGGUGUCAUAGAAGCAAACUCUUGCUUGAUCACAGAACUGCUACUGAGCAGUUGACUCCAGAUGCUAUGACCAAGUGCUAGUGCUAUGACAAUACACAACGAAAGAACGAUAGUGUGCUUAGCUCCAUCUACGUUGUCUGCUCCCAAUUCAUUGGAAACCCUCGUGCUGUGCCAAGAUUCUAACUUUUCAAUGCAUGUAAUCAGAAUGCCAAUUCAGGAAGACAUAAAGCAGAAUAAGGAGCGGAAACUAUGUGUCAUUAAUCAUUAUUUCUGACCUUGCUGCUGCACUCAGACCAUAAGAAAUCAUGUAGGCAAUGGCUUCUGUGUUGACACUGCAAAUAUUAAUGAUGAUUAAUGAGGUUAACACAAAGCAUACACAAAUGCAAAGGCAUCACAAUCAUCCCAUAUUGCAAUCAGUGAAGUGGUUAUCUCUGAAUCUGGCAGUAAUCCAGCUAAGAAAACCAAAAUCUCGAAGGCCCAGUACUCCGAGCCUGCAUAAUAUAACAUACAGAAUGAUUCAUAAGUUCAGAGUGAGGCAUUAAACUG
Prosopis cineraria is the source of this 1048-nucleotide messenger RNA. RefSeq lists its product as uncharacterized. Lineage: Eukaryota; Viridiplantae; Streptophyta; Magnoliopsida; Fabales; Fabaceae. The transcript has 2 exons. The record is from RefSeq and is a predicted model, not a curated record. Bases 1 to 462 code for a protein of 153 amino acids.